Lagopus leucura (white-tailed ptarmigan) is the source of this 4133-nucleotide messenger RNA. It is a transcript of the gene HIP1R, whose product is annotated as huntingtin interacting protein 1 related. The transcript is spliced from 31 exons. Gene Ontology annotation, molecular function: clathrin light chain binding; clathrin-cargo adaptor activity; phosphatidylinositol-3,5-bisphosphate binding. Gene Ontology annotation, biological process: clathrin coat assembly; actin filament organization; endocytosis. The record is from RefSeq and is a predicted model, not a curated record. The coding region runs from base 56 to 3265 and encodes 1069 amino acids. NCBI's taxonomy places the organism in Eukaryota, Metazoa, Chordata, Aves, Galliformes, Phasianidae. Gene Ontology annotation, cellular component: actin cortical patch; clathrin-coated vesicle.
AGCGCUCGGUGCCCGGUGUGCGCGGUGCGUGCUGCGCCGUGUGCGCUGCGCAGCCAUGAACAGCAUCAAGAGCGUUCCCGCACGGGUGCUGAGCCGGCGGGCCGGACACAGCCUGGAGGCAGAGAGGGAGCAGUUCGAUAAGAACCAGGCCAUCAGCAUCAGCAAAGCCAUCAACACACAGGAGGCGCCGGUGAAGGAGAAGCAUGCACGCCGGAUCAUUCUGGGGACGCACCACGAGAAGGGCGCCUUCACCUUUUGGUCCUACGCCAUCGGGCUGCCCCUGCCCAGCAGCUCCAUCCUCAGCUGGAAGUUCUGCCAUGUCCUGCACAAAGUCCUGCGCGACGGCCACCCCAAUGUCCUGCAGGACUGCCAGCGGUACCGCAGCAACAUCCGUGAGGUGGGAGACCUGUGGGGCCACUUGCACGACCGCUACGGGCAGCUGGUGAGCAUCUACACACGGCUGCUCCUCACCAAGAUCUCCUUCCAUGCCAAGCACCCCGAGUUCCCCGCAGGCCUUGAGGUCUCAGAUGAGGUCCUAGAAAAGACAGCAGGCACGGACGUGAAUAACAUCUUCCAGCUGACAGUGGAGCUCUUCGACUACCUGGACUGUGAGCUGAAGCUGUCAGAAUCAGUUUUCCGGCAGCUCAACACCUCCAUGGCAGUGUCACAGAUGUCAGCGGUGCAGUGCCGCCUGGCACCCCUCAUCCAGGUCAUCCAGGACUGCAGCCACCUCUACCACUACGCUGUCAAGCUCAUGUUCAAGCUGCACUCCUGUCUACCGGCUGACACGCUGCAGGGCCACCGAGACCGCUUCCACGAGCAGUUCCGCAGCCUCAAAAACUUCUUUAAGAAGGCCUCUGACAUGCUGUAUUUCAAGCGGCUCAUCCAGAUCCCCCGGCUGCCUGAGAGCCCCCCAAACUUCUUGCGGGCUUCGGCACUGGCGGAGCAUGUGAAGCCGGUGGUCGUCAUCCCUGAGGAGGCCCCUGAAGACGAGGAGCCAGAGAACCUCAUUGAGAUCAGCACAGCCUCCACCACAGAGCCACAGGUCACCUCAGAUAUUUUUGAGCAAACCUUCGGGCCGCCCAACGGCAUUCGGGAUGACAGGGACGCACAGAUUGAGAGCCUGACAAGGGAGGUGGACACACUCCGUGCUGAGAUGGAGAAGAUCAAGCUGGAGGCGCAGCGCUACAUCACACAGCUCAAGGCGCAGGUGAACAGCCUGGAGGGAGAAGUGGAGGAGCAGCGCAAGCAGAAGCAGAAGGCACUGGUGGACAACGAGCAGCUCCGGGAUGAGCUGGAGAGGCUGCAGCAGGCAAAGCAGGACAGCGAGCGGUCCCUGCGGCUCUGCGCCGAGGCAGAAAAGAAAGCCAGUGCCACUGAGAUCCGCUACACGAAGCUGAAGGAGAAGCACAGUGAGCUCAUCAAUACUCACGCUGAGCUCCUGAGGAAGAACGCCGACACAGCCAAGCAGCUGACGGUGACGCAGCAGAGCCAGGAGGAGGUGGCACGUGUCAAGGAGCAGCUGGCGUUUCAGGUUGAGCAGGUCAAGCGGGAAGCAGAGCUGAAGCUGGAGGACCAGAGCGUGCAGAUGGAGCAGCUGCGGCAGGAGCUGGAGGCGCGGCGGGAUGAGCUGGACCAGGCCCAGCGCUCGCUUGGCCACGCCAAGCAGGCAGGCACGGAGCUCAGCGCCCAGCUGGAGAUCCUGCAGGCUGAGAAGGAGCAGCUGAGGCGGUCAAUGAGUGAGAAGGAGUGUGAGCUGCUCUCAGUGCACAGCCUCGUCCAGGAGAAGGAGCUGCAGCUGAGCCAGGAGGCUGACAAGGCCUCCAAGGAGAUCUGUGAGCUGCAGGGCAGGCUGCUGGAGAAGUGCAAUCAGGAGCAGAGCCUGCAGCAGAAGCUGCUGGAUGAGCAGUUCAGUAUCCUGCAGGAGACAGUACGGGAAGCUGAGGGCAUCCUCCAUGAUGCAGUGGCCAAGCUGGAUGACCCACUGCACGUCCGCUGCACCAGCUCCCCAGAUUACUUGCUCAGCCGGGCAGAGGCAGCGCUGGAGUCCACAGACGCCCUGGAGAGCGGGCACGCGCAGUACAUGGCCUCCAUGGCAGAUGCUGCAGCACUGGUGGGUGCCCUGGCCCUCUUUGCUCACCUGACAGCCGACACCAUCGUGAACGGCAGUGCCACAUCCCACCUGGCUCCCACUGACCACGCUGACCGGCUGACAGAGACGUGCCGCGAUUGCGGGCAGCGCAGCCUGGACUACCUGGGCAAGCUGAAGGACAAGCAGACGUUGGGAUGUGCUGAGCUGGGGGAUGUGCGACAGGCGCUGCGGGGCGUCCUGGGGCUGGUCCAGGAGCUGAGGCCUAAAAGCUUGGACAUCAAGCAGGAGGAACUGGGGGACAUGGUUGAGAAGGAGAUGGCUUCCACCUCUGCGGCAAUUGAAGACGCUGUCAGACGAAUAGAGGACAUGAUGAGCCGGGCCAGGAACGAAAGCUCCGGCAUCAAACUUGAAGUGAAUGAGCGGAUUCUGAACUCCUGCACAGACUUAAUGAAGGCUAUUAGGCUUCUUGUAAUGACCUCAACGAACUUACAGAAGGAGAUUGUGGAGAGUGGUCGGGGGGCAGCAACAACUCAGGAGUUUUAUGCCAAGAACUCUCGCUGGACCGAAGGGCUGAUCUCUGCCUCCAAGGCCGUGGGCUGGGGAGCCACACAGCUUGUGGAGUCGGCAGACAGAGUUGUCUUGCAGACAGGCAAAUAUGAAGAGCUGAUUGUCUGCUCCCAUGAAAUCGCUGCCAGCACGGCCCAGCUGGUGGCUGCCUCCAAGGUGAAAGCAGAGAAGAGCAGCAGGAACUUGGGCAAGCUGCAGGAGUGCUCCCGCAACGUCAACGAGAUGGCAGCCAAUGUGGUGGCCUCCACCAGGUCGGGGCAGGAGCAGAUUGAGGAUAAAGACACCAUGGACUUUUCGGGCAUGUCCCUCAUCAAGCUGAAGAAGGAAGAAAUGGAGACGCAGGUGAAGGUGCUGGAGCUGGAGAAGCGCCUGGAAGGCGAGCGGGUGCGCCUGGGCGAGCUGAGGAAGCAGCACUACGCCUUGGCUGGGCCCUACGAUGCGGUGGAGGAUGGGGAGGCACGGCCAGCACCAGCCCCCAGGAGAGGCAUCCUCAAAAAGCCGGCCCUCGCCCAGAAGCCCGGCCACAUCCCAGGGCCAGGCGGGGAGGUAGGGGCUGCAGGGUGGGAGCACAGAGCUGGGGCUGCGGCUGUGCCUCAGGAGCCGUGAGCCGUGUCCCCUCUCAUUGCAGCCCGAGCGAGACGCCAGCCUGCACCGGGCACACGCCGUCAACUUCUAGCAGGACGGAGGGGGCCAGGCCUGCGCCAUCAGAGCUCUUACAUCUGUGUUUUAAACAGAUCGCCUUGCCUUGGCGUGCCUUCAUGCGUGGGGGUCUCCUCCUCACCCGGCCUGCGAAACUGGAAUUAUUAUUUUUCUUUUUUUUUUUUUUUCCAGCCAAAAACUUAUUUUGUUCCUCUCCAUGGAGCAGCUGGGCUCCCAGGCCCCACGGGCUGCCAGCCCCGCAGUUCGUUUGGUUUAAUUUAAUUUAGGACUUAUUUGGGUUGAUUUAUUUUAUUUUAUCAGCACUAGACGCCUUCAGUAAAUGUAGCUCUCCUGUACUGCUCAGACCCUUUUGAAGAAUGUGAGGUGUUUUUGAAGUAGGAAACUGUUGGGCUUUUCUUGCACCUGUAUUUUUUUUUUUUUUUAACUUCCCCUUCAGGAAUAUUUUGACCUUUUUUUGGUGUGGGAUCAGCUCUCAGCAAAGAGGGGAACGUCUCUUUUACUGGGCUUUCAGAAGGGAGAAAGCAGUUCCUGGCACACACUGGCAAUAAGGAUACAAUCAUCUUUUUAUUUCCUUUUCUAUUUUUUAUUACUACAGCAACACCAGAGGAGCAGUUGCAUUAUGUUUUAUAUUUAAGAUAAUUAGCAGAAUUAAAUCUAAAUGUGGCCUGCAGGAGCUCAGGUCCAUUACAUGUGGUGAAUUCUGCAGCAAUAAGGAAACCAAUGUGAGGAGUUGUGAGGGCACAGGAAACACAGCUGGCUUAUCUUCUCUUCGAACUGCUACUGGAUGUAGAUUAUUAAAGCAGCAAUAUUUAAA